AGUCUUACUCUGAGGUAAAUGCACUCGCUGUCAACACGGAGAGCCUCCGACAACUUGCUACACACUUUCUCUCCCUAUUCGUCACCUUCUGUCUCGGCUCAGCUCCACAAGUGACUGUUUGAGAAUGAUGCGGCCGAAAGAUUUACGCCAGGGUUCUGGCACCAAGACCUUCCUGGAUGCCAUGCAUGGCGGUAAAGUUCACCUUGCGCGCUUCAUCCUGGACGCAUUGGACGGACGCAUCAUCAACUCUAAGACGGAAAACAGCCGCACCCCGCUUAUGUUCGCCGUCUGCCUACAAGACCCCGGGACCCGAGCCAAGUUCACCCGGCUGCUGCUGGAGAAAGGGGCCGAUGUCAACUGCCAGGAUGAGGACGGUCGCACUGCCCUGAGCCAUGCCUGCGAGAUGGGUCACCUGGACGCGGUCAAGCUUCUAGUGCAGUUCAACGCGGACCCGGAAGUCUUUGACUCCUGGGGUAACAGCUCUCUGAUGUACGCUGCCUUUUCUGGGCACAGCACGGUUCUGGAGUUCCUGGUCCGGGCUUUCAAAAGACUGGGACUGAGGCUGGACAGAACCAAUAACGCUGGCCACUCAGCCAUCGAGGUGGCCAAUUUCUUCGGACACAACCAGUGUGUGCAGAUUCUGAACUUUCCGUGCAGGAGGGCUGUUGGCACAGAUGAUCCACUUGCUGAUUCGGGUACCGUCGGUGAAGGAGAGGGCCGGCUGCCCAAAAGGCUCCCCAGGCAUGUUCUGGAGAGGUUCUCCAAGCAGCUGAAUAGUAAUGAAGACUCACUGCCUGGGGUAUUUCAGAGACAGCUGAAGAUCGGAGACAGCAGCGGGCUGUGGAACCGCUUCAGAUGUCCCAGGAGCCAGUCUCAAGACGACAACCAUCCCCACAGCUGGGCUCUGCCUCCUCAGAUAGAGAAAAGCAAGACGGAGGGGGACCACAGCGUUCUCUUCACUGCCAAACAACUGCAGAACUGCCAGCUUAGAGAGCUACGAGCUAAAACACUGAACUCUGUGCCCAAACCGAGCCAGAAAGAUGUCAGCCGAGACACUGGACUCAAAGAGCAAACACCAGUGAGAGUUGCACUCUGGGGAAAAGCAAAGUCGUUUAACCUGGACCUUCUGAGCAGCAGAAAGCAGUCCUAUCAGGGCGAUGUGCGUGACAUGAGCCUGUCAGCCAGCAAAUUAAAGAGAGCCUCGCUACAGGAUGAGAGAUGUCUGAUAGACAAGAUGGAAUGUCAAGGGAACACCCGCGGCCUGACAAACGAUGCUGACAAAACUGUCCAAGUGCCAAAACCUCUUUUAAACGGCAAGAGUCAGGCGAAGGAGAAUGGCAAACCACAGAGAGAAGAGGUUAGUGACAUAGCUGCAUCAAGCAGAAGAGAGCAGCAGAAGAGGGGAAGCCUUGGUCCGACCGGCAGACACAGCAAACUGCUGUUUGCCAGAGGAGAGAUGGGGUCCGGGAAGGUCCCGAGCCGUACGCCGGGGAUCAUGGGUCUGGGGACCAGACUGCUGCGUCGAUUCACCGCGCCAGAAUUCAUGAGGCUGGUCAUAGACUGUUCAUCCAGCUCCCCAAGCAGCCGAGCACGGAUUUCACGCUCCGAAACCUUCCCUCUCUCUCACACACACCAGCAGGUCAACAGCCAACCGAGCGUCGACAGCAUCAGUGGAGUGAAGUGCGAGUUUGAAAGCUGCUCAUCUCAGUCCGCUCUUGAUUAGAAUAAGGACGAUGCCUGGGACAUUUUUACAGCACUUAAAAUUCUGACAAUGCAGUUUGAUUGCUUGCUGAUAAAUGCUAUUUAUUGAGAGAAAUAAUAAUAUUUUGCUUACGUUGCUGUUCAUUUGUUUUUUCAAUGUUUAUCAAAAAAAACAGACAUGUUUUAAAGCUAAGUGUUCAGUUGCAUACAGCUGCAUACAAUUUGGCUAAUCUAUAUUUGAAAUAAUUUAUAAAUUAACUUAAUAUCAGUCUAUCAGCUACUGAAAAUAAUUAUUUUUAUUUCAUAUAUUUAAGAUUUAUAUUGUAUGGAAUUAAAUGUAUUUGAUAAUGCUUCUGUGUUUAUAAAAAUAUUGUAUGUAUUUUGCUUAAAGAUAUUCUCUGACUGUGCACUGUAUGAUUCAUGCUGAAUACCUAAUAAAUACUUUAAAACAUCAGUGUUCAUGCAA
This is a messenger RNA of Sebastes umbrosus (honeycomb rockfish), 2167 nucleotides long. RefSeq names its product inversin-A (gene ankrd63). The record is from RefSeq and is a predicted model, not a curated record. Gene Ontology annotation, molecular function: protein binding. The coding region runs from base 125 to 1723 and encodes 532 amino acids. NCBI's taxonomy places the organism in Eukaryota, Metazoa, Chordata, Actinopteri, Perciformes, Sebastidae. The transcript has a single exon.